UUGUUUUUUUUUCCCUUAACCAACCCUCCCCCCACCCGCGCAACCCAACCCCAUUUCUUACCACUUUACCUACAGACUGCAUCCCGAGGCUGCCAUCUUUAGGGUUAAAUCUCGACCUCUCUGUGGACCCAGCAACUUGUUAUUGGACACCCACAGGACUCCAGGCAUUUACUUACGCAUUCGACGCCAGGCGUGCCAUCAUCUGCUCUCCUCCGCUCUCCUCCGCUCUGCUCCGCUCUCCUCAGCUCUCUCCCCCCUCCCGGUUGAUUCGUUUGCAUCCUUGGUCGUCAUCGACAACAGCCUGCACCUUCGAUUCAAUCUUCUCGAGGCCCAGACAGCUCUGACACCUGGUGGACGCCCCGCAAGCGAGAUCUUUCCCGACGGUGUACCCGUGCGCAUCGGCAAGAAUUUUUGCUGUCGAGUCACCAAACACCUUCUCCAAAGAUCGUGCUCCUUGUUUCGGCAACGUCUACGUUCUCUCAGACUUCGACCGAGACAAAACCGUGCAACCGAGUCCAGCUGCAGCAACAGUCUGCCCCGCAGUACCCGACAUCGAGUCGUCACUCAAGAUCGUCAAAGGCCUUAGUGCCGUCAGCAGAUUGUCAGAGAGGAGAGGUAAUUCUCGCUCUUCUCCGGACAUCCGAUCAUCACCGGCGGCCUUCGUGAGCAGUUUAGCCGAGGCGACCUAGACCUAGUCUGCACGACCGACCGAGCUUCUCCUCGAUCAACCUAUCGUCUUGCAACUUGCUUAACACCCGCACUACCCAAAACAAAAUGUCGGGCACAACGUUUUCCUACGCACAAGCCGCGAAGGGCCAGGCUGCUACUCAGCCGAGCACCAAGGACGAUGUGUCAUCAGCCACUGCAGUACCGUCAGCGACCCCCAAUGAGGCCGAGGUCACCGAGACCUCCGAAGCCGGCAAGACCACCCAACUCCCUGCCGAACAAUCGAAGCAGAAUGCCGAGUCCUUGUCCGUUAUCGCGCCAGCAACGGAAGAGAGCAACAAGACAACUCGCGAGAAUGAAGCGGCACCAGCACAGCCUCAGCAGCAGUCAGAGGACAAGAUUUCCAGGUCCGUGAGCCGUACCUCCCGGUCGAAUGAGAGCACAGACGGCAGGAAAGGCCGGAAGGGCAAGAAGGCUCGGGGCAGUGAGAAAGAGCCCCAGAAUGAACAACAAGCUGAGGAGGAGAAGGAGAAGGUCAAGGAGGCACCCAAGGUUAUUCUCUCUGAAGCCCCACUGCCCACAGUCAAUAUUUGGGCUCAAAGACAGGAAGCACAGGCCGCCAAGUUGAAGACUUCUCCUGCUCCUACCUCCGAUGCUGUUUCCGCCGAGGCCAAGAACCAAGACAGCGAGAGCCAAAGCACAUCCUUGAAUGGCGCGAACGGAGACAAGCCUCACCGGAAGGCCACCGACCUCUCAAGAGCUGCCGAUCAACAUCAGCGCAGGAACGGCCCCCGGGGCGCGCGUGUGGACAAGGAGGAAAAGAAUGCGGUGGCUUUGCCUCCAGUGGCCGAUGCCGCCUCGUGGCCGGACCCGAAGUCCGCGGCCAGCGCUAGCACCGAGGCUCCCAAGGAAAAGGCUCAAGAAAAGACUACCGAGAAGGAACCUCAGGAGGAUUCUGGAUCUUCCAAGAAGAAGACGUGGGUUGCUGUUGACAUUCAGCCUACCGUUGUUUUCAACACGCCGCUGCCACCGCGCGGUUCUAAGACCCGAGGCGGAGCUCGGGGUGGUCGUGAGCAAGGGUCUACAAGGCCACACAACACCAACGCCACCAAUGCUUCAAAUGUCACUUCCCAGAACGAGAGGGCGCCAACAACCGGCGGUCCUAACGGGCAUAAGCGUGCCGGAUCUCGCCCCCGUGAGACCAACAUGCCUACGCGCGCGAACACCCAAGCUCACAUUUCCAAGCGUACCUCUGUCGACGCAGCCCCCUCGAAGGAUGCACGUAAACUGUCGGUUUCCGGGAACAACGAGCAAGCUCGCGACUCAGGAGCUGAGACAUCCAUUAAUGCAACCAAAAAGGGAUCGUCCGUCAAGGAAGGACAUAAUGAGGCUGGAACAACCUCCGAGGCAGGACCAUCGUUGUCUUCCCGCUCCCAUGAGCGUCAUCACAAGGGAACUGACUCCACUAAAGACGGAGCACACCACGGUGUAAACGGCCAGCAGUACUCUGGCCGCGAGGGUCGACCUGAGCGUGGUCGUGGUGGAUAUCGUGGUCGCGGCGGCCACAAUGGCACCUCUGGCUCUCACCAGUCUGGCUAUACCGGCAACGGUCAGUAUGGCCACUCGUCUUACCAAUCACGCCAGCACAACUCCCCGCCCCAGCAUGCCGGUCAGUCCUCCGGCUCUUACAAUCAGUCAACUAGGGGCAGAGGCAAGUGGACUGGCUCCAACCAAAAUGCUGGCCGCAACGGAUCCGCCCCUGCUUUUGCACCGAGGAUGGCUCAACCCCACGAAUACUCUGUGCCCCAGUACCCCGUGCCAUAUGUCUACUACCCGGCCUACGAUCCCAUGGUGCCGGUUAUCAAGGCCCAGGUCGAGUACUAUCUCUCGCUUGAGAACCUUUGCAAGGAUACCUUCCUUCGUAGACACAUGGAUGGCUCCGGCUGGGUGUUUCUGGACGUGAUCGCUAGCUUCAGGCGCAUGCGCGAGCUCAGCAAGGAUCGGGAGACCAUUCGCUUCGCUUGCUCCCUUUCCGACAAGAUCGAGUUUGUCAUUGGCGAAGACGGUCAGGAAAGACUACGCAGCAAGGAAUCAUGGUCUAAGUUUGUGCUGCGGGAAGAAGACCGCCUCGAGCACCUCCGCCACAACGGACCGACGAACUAUGCUCCUUACCAGAGCCCAUUUCAUCAGAUGACCCCUUACGGUGCCCCAGUAAUUCCCCAGAACUACCCUGUGGCAGCCACGUACGCCGGUUUCCCCGAGGACCAGAUGUUCCAGGCCGGAUACGUGAAUCCCGCUCACUACGACCCUGCCUCCAAUGGCUCUGCCGUUAAUGGUUAUUCGCAGUUGUCAGCAGGUGUUCCUGACUACGCGCCCCCGGUAGCUGAGCUCACACUCGAGAGCUUGACAAACCUUUCUGAUACCGCCGUCGAACAGAUGGUCGUCGUUCUUGCAUAUGACGACAGGGAAGGCCAGAGCUCUUCCCAAGCCACUGCCGUGGCCGGUUAUGAGUCCAAUGAUUCAGGUCACGAGCAAAGUAACGGUGUCAAUGGCGCCGCCGUUGAGAAUGGCGCGAGUGUCGUGGUCUGGCUAGAUCAAUACAGCUCCGACUCUGCCAAUGUUCGUAUGGAUCGCCAGCCUUACACCGCCAUCCGUCAAGCGGCCCUCAACCAGCGUCAAAAGGCCACCGCUGGCGAGACUCCCAAAGAGAUGCUGACUCUUUACAAGUUCUGGUCGAAGCUGCUACUCAAGAACUUUAAUGACAAGGUGUACUCCGAGUUCCGUACUCUGGCGCUGGAGGAUGCGUCAAAGGAGGCCCCAAACAAGCAGGGUCUUAAGUGUCUCCUCGAUUACUACAACAACGCUCUGCUCAACAACGAUAUCACGAAGGUGUGGCCCCAAGACCGUGCCGCCCCCGAGCUUCUCCAACAUCAUUUCCAGGACGCACUGAGGGCUGAUCGCGCUGGGUCUGCCUAAAUUUGCUCCUGUUUGGAACAAGACCGAUACGUUAUGUGAUCCCUUGUCACGUACGGGGCUGAGGGGUAUUCUAAAUCGUGGCGUCUCCCUGUGCUGAGAGAGUACGGCUCUCUACCAGUCUUCGUCUACCUUUGACCGCCGACAGAAUCACCCAUACAUUGCCUACCAUCUGCCUCUCACGAAGAAGAUAUUAGGCCUUUCCCGUUUCGACUAUCUCCAAUUGGUUCAUCUUACAAUCGAAUGAUACACUCGUCGCUACAUACGUGUUUCGACAUUGGGAAUUGGCGUUUUGUUCGCUUUUUGUUUUGUUUCAAGUAUCAACAGCGGAAGAGAGGGGUGGAACAUUCUAUACGGUAGAAGACACAAGACAAACAACAUAAGAAGCGAGUUUCUGUCAACCGUUUUGGGGGUGCAUCUUUGGAAGUCGCCUAAUUGGCGAUGAAGCGUCGACAAAGGAAAAUGCUGCCACUGGUUCUUCCAGUCUCGCUGUCUACGCGAUGCCAAUAUGACCUCUGAAGCAGGUUGGGUAGUCGGCUGUCUACACCCCUUCUCGGUCACGAAGAACCCUUCACAUCUGUUUGACUGGGGUCCAGCUGGUGUUUCCUCGGGCGGAUUCACUUCAUGGGUCUGCAUCACCAGCCUGGGAAUAGGGUCCAAAAAGACGUUAGCGAUACUUGCACGCGGGUACAACGAAAAAAAAAAAGGGGGGGAAUGACGGGUUCUUUAUUUUCUGCAUUUCUUUUACUUGUUCAAGACGGGAAAAGUUUCGUUUCACGUCACAUAUCCCUGUACUGUGAUCGACCGACGUUACUCUGCUAAAUCGUUGUUGACAUGCUUGAGCGAAGCAGACAAUGAUUUUCUUUUCGUUCUUGAACAAUGGUGGUGCUGGAGAAGUUGGCAUGGAAUCACAGAUGAUACGACGAGAGAGUAAAAUAGGGAUAUUGACAUUUUUCAUGCUGCAUUUGGAGGGAACAAACGGCGAUGGGUAUCUUCAACUUGGACUCUCUGCUUACAUUACUUUUUUUUUUUUCUGUUAGGGCGGUAUGCUGAACAUUGUAUGAUUAGAAUUUUAAAGCCUACUCCAGGUAUUUCCCUGAAGCAAUAUGAGAAUGUAUUUGUAAAUUG
This is a messenger RNA of Neurospora crassa OR74A, 4767 nucleotides long. RefSeq lists its product as hypothetical. The record is from RefSeq and is a predicted model, not a curated record. Gene Ontology annotation, biological process: mRNA stabilization; positive regulation of translation. Gene Ontology annotation, molecular function: RNA cap binding. The transcript is spliced from 2 exons. Gene Ontology annotation, cellular component: cytosol; cytoplasmic stress granule. Bases 775 to 3642 code for a protein of 955 amino acids. Lineage: Eukaryota; Fungi; Ascomycota; Sordariomycetes; Sordariales; Sordariaceae.